Messenger RNA from Mesoplodon densirostris (Blainville's beaked whale), 1820 nucleotides. RefSeq names its product ubiquitin specific peptidase 3 (gene USP3). Gene Ontology annotation, molecular function: zinc ion binding; cysteine-type deubiquitinase activity. Bases 173 to 1735 code for a protein of 520 amino acids. Gene Ontology annotation, cellular component: cytoplasm. NCBI's taxonomy places the organism in Eukaryota, Metazoa, Chordata, Mammalia, Artiodactyla, Ziphiidae. The record is from RefSeq and is a predicted model, not a curated record. Gene Ontology annotation, biological process: protein deubiquitination. The transcript has 15 exons.
CCGGAAGCUUUUGCUUUCUUUAACGCAAGGGCUCGGGACGCAGCCGCCGUCGGCCGAGCGCCCGGCGAGGAGCGACCCCAGGCAGAGCCUUCGGAGUCCCUCCUCCGCACCCCCCCCCCACCCCGCGCCUGGUCUGGGAGCCUCAGUCCUCCUCGCCGCCCUCCUCGUGGCCAUGGAGUGUCCGCACCUGAGCUCCAGCGUCUGCAUCGCCCCGGACUCAGCCAAGUUCCCCAACGGCUCCCCGUCGUCCUGGUGCUGCAGCGUGUGCCGGUCCAACAAAAGCCCCUGGGUCUGUUUGACUUGUUCAAGUGUCCACUGUGGAAGGUAUGUGAAUGGCCAUGCAAAAAAACAUUAUGAAGAUGCACAAAUACCCUUAACCAACCAUAAGAAAUCAGAAAAGCAAGAAAAAGCUCAGCACACAGUGUGUAUGGAUUGCAGUAGCUACAGUACAUACUGUUAUCGCUGUGAUGAUUUUGUGAUUAAUGACACCAAGCUGGGACUGGUACAGAAAGUCAGAGAACACUUACAGAACUUGGAAAACUCAGCUUUCACAGCUGACCGGCAUAGGAAAAGAAAACUUUUGGAAAAUUCAUCACUGAACAGCAAGUUACUAAAAGUAAAUGGAAGCACCACUGCCAUUUGUGCUACAGGCCUUCGGAAUUUGGGGAACACGUGUUUCAUGAACGCCAUCCUUCAGUCACUCAGUAACAUUGAGCAGUUUUGCUGUUAUUUCAAAGAGCUGCCUGCUGUGGAGUUAAGGAAUGGGAAGACAGCAGGAAGGCGAACGUACCAUACCAGGAGCCAGGGGGACAACAACGUGUCUUUGGUGGAAGAGUUUAGGAAGACACUCUGUGCAUUAUGGCAAGGUAGCCAGACUGCAUUUAGCCCAGAGUCUUUAUUUUAUGUUAUUUGGAAGAUUAUGCCGAAUUUUAGGGGCUAUCAGCAGCAGGACGCUCAUGAGUUCAUGCGCUACCUGUUAGACCACCUGCACUUGGAACUCCAGGGUGGUUUCAACGGUAUUUCCCGCUCAUCAGUUCUGCAAGAGAAUUCUACUCUGUCUGCAAGUAACAAAUGUUGCAUAAAUGGAGCAUCUACAGUUGUCACGGCUAUAUUCGGAGGCAUUCUCCAAAAUGAGGUUAACUGCCUCAUAUGUGGGACAGAAUCUAGAAAGUUUGAUCCAUUCCUAGACCUUUCAUUAGAUAUUCCAAGUCAGUUCAGAAAUAAGCGCUCUAAGAAUCAAGAAAAUGGACCAGUUUGUUCAUUACGAGAUUGUCUUCGCAGUUUUACCGACUUAGAAGAACUUGAUGAGACAGAGUUAUAUAUGUGCCACAAGUGCAAGAAGAAACAAAAGUCCACCAAAAAGUUUUGGAUUCAGAAACUACCCAAGGUGCUAUGCUUACAUUUGAAAAGAUUUCAUUGGACAGCAUAUUUAAGAAACAAAGUUGAUACAUAUGUAGAAUUUCCCCUGAGAGGCCUAGACAUGAAAUGCUACUUACUAGAGCCUGAGAACAGUGGCCCGGAGAACUGCCUCUAUGACCUUGCUGCUGUGGUGGUGCACCAUGGUUCCGGGGUCGGUUCUGGACAUUACACAGCAUAUGCAACUCACGAAGGCCGCUGGUUCCAUUUCAAUGACAGUACUGUAACACUGACUGAUGAAGACACCGUCGUGAAGGCCAAGGCCUACAUCCUUUUUUAUGUGGAACGCCAGGCCAAAGCUGGGUCGGAUAAACUUUAAUACCUCCUCCAAAUCAUUAUUCGUCAACUAUACCGGACAAACAUUUCCAAUUUUCCAUAAAUACUUGAUCCAAGAUUUAAUUUCA